AUUUUCAAUAAGAAUUCAAGGUCACAAAUUAGCUUCAAACGAAAAUGACAAUCUCGAAUUCCCAGUUAUCAAUCAAUCCCCAAAAUGGAUUUUGCUCCAAAACCCAAAUCUACCAUAGCCUUAGACCUCCAUAUCCUCUACCUCCACAGUCCACUCCUUUUUCCAUAACCGAUUUCAUCUUAUCGCUCCCCAAAACAACCACCACUACCACCGGAGCAUCUAUCAUUGACGCCACCACCCGCCGCUUCAUCCCUUACUCCGACGUCCCACUUCUUGUGCGCAACCUUGCAGCCUCACUCCGCCAACCACCAUUGUCUCUCUCAAAUGGAGCGUGUGCUUUCGUUAUUUGUCCCAAUUCCGCCAAUCUCCCGAUUCUGUACCUUUCUCUCUUCUCGCUUGGUGUUGUUGUUUCGCCUUCGAAUCCUGCUAGUUCGAUUCAAGAGAUUUCUCGCCAACUCCGCCUCUGUAAACCGGCGGUUGCUUUCGCGACGGCGGAGUCAGCUAACAAGUUGUUAGAAGUUGGAUUUCCUAAUCCGGUCGUGGUAAUCGACUCGAACGAAUUUGAAUCGAUGAUGCGAACUAAACCAAAUGGAUCUGAAACAAAAAUUGAAGUUUUGCAGUCCGAUACAGCUGCGAUUUUGUACUCGUCGGGGACUACAGGGAAGAUCAAGGGGGUGAAAUUAACGCAUAGGAACAUGAUAUCAACGAUUGCCGGAGCAAACUUCGGACGUCAAGAUAGAUCUUCUCCGGCCGUGUACCUCUGCACGGUGCCGUAUUUUCAUAUAUACGGGUUAGGGUUAUGCAUGAGGUUGGUUGCGUUUGGGGAGAGUUUGGUUUCGAUGGCGAGGUUUGAUCUGCGUCUAAUGUUGACAUCGAUUGAGGAGUUUAGUGUUACUCAUCUAGCAUCGGCGCCGCCGGUGGUGGUAGGUUUGGUGGACGGCGAUAAUGACCAUUUGGUAAAUCGAACCAAUUGGAGCUCUCUGGAAAAUGUACUGUGUGGCGGAGCAUCGCUUACGAUGGCCGUGAUCGAUAAGUUCAAGAAAAGAUUUCCGACUGUGUCGUUGUUGCAGGCGUAUGGAUUGACGGAAACAACGGGUGGAGUCUCACGAAUUGCAGGUCCAUAUGAGAGCACAAUCGCAGGCACCGUAGGGCGGCUCAUAGCCCGUUGUCAAGCCAAGAUAGUUGAUCCCAACACCGGUGUCGGUUUGCCUCCCAUGAGCCAUGGUGAACUAUGGCUUCGAGGUCCCUUCAUUAUGAAAGGCUAUGUGGAUGAUAAAGAAGUUAGUGAUACAAUGGUGGACUCGGAUGGAUGGUUGAGAACGGGUGAUCUUUGUUACUUUGAUAAUGAAGGCUUCUUAUUUAUUGUGGACAGAUUAAAAGAGUUGAUCAAAUAUAAAGGUUAUCAGGUGCCUCCUGCAGAAUUGGAACACAUUCUACAUACGCACCCUGACAUUACCGAAGCAGCUGUGAUUCCGUAUCCAGAUGAGAAGGCAGGACAAGUACCGAUGGGAUUUGUUGUUAGAAGAAAAGGAAGCACCAUUAACGAAACACAAGUCAAAGAUUUUGUGGCAAAACAGGUUGCACCAUACAAGAAACUACGAAGAGUCCGUUUCAUCGAUUCGAUACCAAAGAAUGCUCCUGGAAAAGUACUAAGAAAGGAGUUGAUCAAGAUGGCUCUCUCUGACUCAGAUGUCACUUCUAAGCUUUAGUAUUAUAUGCCAUAAUUAAUUCAUAUUACAAUGGCAAAUAAAUAGUGUUUUAAUUCAAGAUUUUAGAAUAUCAAGCAAAUUAGAUUCAAAGUUGGAAUAAUAGAGUUU
Molecule: messenger RNA, 1817 nt
Organism: Lactuca virosa
Lineage: Eukaryota; Viridiplantae; Streptophyta; Magnoliopsida; Asterales; Asteraceae
Source: the annotation of a GenBank genome assembly